This is a messenger RNA of Pestalotiopsis fici W106-1, 1356 nucleotides long. RefSeq lists its product as uncharacterized. The transcript is spliced from 2 exons. Lineage: Eukaryota; Fungi; Ascomycota; Sordariomycetes; Amphisphaeriales; Sporocadaceae. The record is from RefSeq and is a predicted model, not a curated record. Bases 1 to 1356 code for a protein of 451 amino acids.
AUGUUUGCCUGCUCUGGAAGAGAUAUCGACGGAUAUGCUCCGCCCGGCCAUUCCCACGGUGCUCAUGUCACUGUGUUUUCAAACUUGGUUGAGAUCCGGGAAGAGCUAGAGCAAGCAGACGAAGAAUGCUUUGGCUGGGCCAUGGCCAAACACGCCCUUGGAUACAUGACUCUCGAGGAAUACUUUGAUCGACUGAUUGAUCACAUCCGGAAAGAUGGAGUUCGCCAUACUUGGGAUAAGUCUAGAUCCAACAUUGCACAUGUCCUGCAGGCGGACCUAAUCGGCGGAGCGUUCAAAUCUAGAAUGCUGAAGCGCAAUCUGGGGAAAUUAUCACAUGCAGACGGCGAGCAGCUCAAGGCCCUGUGUCUUCUUUUUUACAACGAGGCCGACGUUGCCCAGCUUCAAAGCCGCAUCAGUCUCGAAGUCUCUGUGACUUUGGGGUCGCUUUCACCAUGGAUGGUCGAUAUUUUAGCCAUGAUUGCCUAUGCCCGGCGGCACGUGGACGUCUUGGAGUACUUGGUCAAGCAUCACAGAGCGUCUUCGACAAGAGCCAAGACCACCUUUGACCUCAUUGGCACAGCCAUCCUAUCGAGCCGACAAGGCACUAGCACCAUCUUUCAACAUUCGCCCAACACUCUGCAUAACCGCGAGUUGGAAUGGCGUUUUUGGACAGCCUUGCUGAACGCGGAACCGGGCGCCUGGCUUCACUACCCCUUGUCAGAGACCAAGGACGCUGCUGGCCUGCCUGCAGGCUUGUACUACGGUUUGCACUGGCUGGCAGACUACUGGGCAAAGGAUCACGAGCUACGCGCCUCGCCAGCGUGUGCCGAAUACCUGCGCGCGCUGAGCGCACGGGGUGUGGUCCUCGGCGCGGUCACCAUGUCACGCUUCCUAUCCGUGACUGAGGGUACGAGUUUCAACUUUGCCAAGGAUGGGCCGUUUAUUCCCGUAGAUGCAGUGUCGGCGCGCAUUCUGUUGGACUGUUUUCCGCUUGGGUAUUCUCUGUCAAAUGACUACCCCGGAGGCGACUCGUCGAUGCUGGCGCUACCCAUCACGCAGUGGCCGACCAACAAUGCGGACAGACUCGUUGUCAUGGAGAUGCUCCUGGAGCAAGGACUAGUGGUCGACGGAAAGAUUGCAGACUACGGCUGGGGAUCAACGACUGGUAGAGCGGAGGAGCAGGUGCAGGAUACGUGCUUGAUCAAGGCGGCCGAGCGCGCAGACACCGACAUGGUCAAUUUAUUGCUUAAACACGGAGCACAGCGAGGAAUCCAAGGCGCACAUGGGCAUACAGCCGCCCAGCGUGCACGGAGCAAGGGACAUCGAAAGAUGGCCAACUACUUGGAGACUCUCUAA